GGAAGUUCCGUUGGCGGCGGGACUUCGCGCCGGAAGUCCGCCAGACCGCUCACCUCCCGGUGGGGAGGAGCAGACGAGUCGUGGGGGAAGGAGCAGACGAGUCGUGAGGGGGGGCUAGAGCGGCCGCAGGAAGAGCAGUCCCGGGGCCUACCCCUCAGUCCCACUCUCGCUUCGCCGGGCCCGUGUGCUGACUGAGCCACAGAGCUGGCAGCUCUACACCAUCGUACUGACCACCCAGACACGCCAUUGGGUGCUUCUAUUCCAAUUCCUGCAAGAUGCCAGCAGCACUUGCAGAGAACAGCCAGGUUAUCUGUGAAGUAUGGGCAAACAAUCUGGAAGAAGAGAUGAGGAAAAUUCGAGAAAUUGUUCUCAGUUACAGAUACAUUGCCAUGGACACAGAGUUUCCAGGAGUUGUGGUGAGGCCAAUUGGUGAAUUUCGGAGCUCCAUCGACUACCAGUAUCAGCUCCUCCGGUGUAACGUAGACCUCCUGAAAAUUAUCCAGCUGGGCUUAACCUUCACGAAUGAGAAAGGAGAGUAUCCUUCUGGGAUCAACACCUGGCAGUUCAAUUUCAAAUUCAAUCUAACGGAGGACAUGUACUCACAGGAUUCCAUAGAUCUCCUGGCAAAUUCUGGGCUGCAGUUCCAGAAACAUGAGGAGGAAGGGAUUGAUACCCUGCACUUCGCAGAGCUGCUCAUGACCUCAGGGGUGGUCCUCAGCGACAAUGUUAAAUGGCUCUCGUUUCACAGUGGCUACGAUUUUGGCUACAUGGUGAAAUUGCUGACAGACUCCAGACUCCCUGAGGAGGAACAUGAAUUCUUUCAUAUUUUGAACCUUUUCUUCCCAUCCAUCUAUGAUGUCAAGUACCUAAUGAAGAGCUGUAAAAACCUUAAGGGAGGUCUUCAAGAAGUUGCAGAUCAGCUGGAUUUGCAACGAAUUGGACGACAGCAUCAGGCAGGAUCGGACUCGCUGCUCACGGGAAUGGCCUUCUUCAGGAUGAAAGAGUUGUUCUUUGAGGAUUCAAUUGAUGAUGCAAAGUACUGUGGCCGGCUGUACGGCCUUGGCACAGGAGUGGCACAGAAGCAAAGUGAGGACGUGGAGUCGGCUCAAGAGAAGAUGAGCAUUCUCGCCAUUAUCAACAACAUGCAGCAGUGAGAAAUGGAGACCCGUCAGCAGGACAUGGUCCCAGAACAGCAACUGCUGUCAGAAACUUUUCCAAUUCUGCCAAACAAAAGGCAUCUACCGCAUGCAUUUGGCAGAAAGACUAGAGUUUUGAUGAAGGGGGAAAAAAAAGCAUCUUCAUUUCAAACCUAAAAGGGAGUUCUGAAUUCAUAACAAUACCAGCAUUGGUGGUUUGCCAUCUUUUUAAUACCAAGGGCAGGAGAGAGAAUCUAAAUGUGUAUACCUCCUCUUUUUUCUUUUCUUUUCUUUUUUUUUUAAAUACCAAAUCUGCAAGGAAGACUUAAAUGGAGAACAUUCAGCAGAGCUGAAGUUCUGAAAUGCCAGUGAAAUAGGACACAGCAACCUUGCAGGGCCCUUUAGGAAGCUUAUUUUAAAAUUUCUUGUGCAUGCUGUGAGGUGAUGUCUGCUCCUCAUCUUUUGCUCACUUUUAUCCCUCUGUGUCAUUUAUGUAAUGACCCUCUCAUUCACGGCAGAGCAUGGGGAACAAAGCAAAGCACCUUCUCUGCAGCAGGUGUUCAGCUCGAGCUGUCUUGCCUCCAGCCAGGAUGGCUGCAGGAUGGGUGUUUUGAACAGCUGUGCUGUACAGGGUCCCUUGGGACUGUUGUGCAAUACAAGUGUGUUACACCACUGAGCCUCGUUUUAAUUCUCAUAGUUAUGAACAGAAUAAACUGCUGAGUAGAUAUACCAGCCUGGAAGCUUGCCUCCUUCUAGAGAUUUUGUAACAGGAAUUUGGACCAAAACAGUUUCAGCCACCCAGUUUCACUUGAUGAUGUAGAAGAUCUUGUUCAUCUCACUUCAGUAUGUAGGAGUAGUUUACUAGGCAAAUAAUUAUAUUUACUUUCAUAUUGGAGUGAUGUUUAAACAGGCCUCAAAGCCACUGCAUCUCCCUUUGUAAAGAUUUGAGGAGUAUCCUAAAGAGUGGAGAUUGAAGGCUCAGGAGUCCGAUUUUUGACUAGAGGUUCUAAUACUACACAUUAUUUUUGAACAGCUCUGAAUAUGUUUCUAUAAGAAAAAAAAACCUCUUUUGAACAGCAAAUUAAACCUCUCAUUUUAAGUCUUGCAUUUUAACAAGCUUAAAUGAUUCUUGAUUGAUGUUAAACUGGUAAUUAAAAUGCUUGUAAAUACUAUGUUUUUAAUUUUGUAAAAUAAAGGUUUUGGUUUUUUUUUUACCCAGGCCCUGUUUCUGGUCUUCUGCAAAGCACCAGCUUGGCAGCUGAGCUGCUGCCCUCUCUGUGACUAACACAGGUCAUGAAGUGGCCACUUGCACUUGCAGUUUUACUCUACAGGCAAAUGCAGUAAGAGCAGUUCUAACCAAACUGAACAGUAGUGAAGCAACUGAGAUUCAUACAUCAGUUGAUGGAGCCUCAUCCUUUAAAUUAUUUAUACUGCUAUCAUCUAGCAGGUCCACCAGGCCAGCAGUUUGUUCAAGACAGUCCCCUAUGUGAAGGUUUCUUUCCAUUGAGCGGUUGGAGUAAAAGAGUAGCUGACUGAUCCAAUUCUCUUGGGAGAAAAUGCUGCUGUAAAAAUCACAAUUCAGGAUUGUGAAUCUCUAAUCUAAAUUCCUGUCUCUGGGAAAGAGAUGAGAUGCAGGCAUACUCCCAUCCUCCAUUCUUCCACUUCGUUACCUUGAUAGGAAGCCGUGCUCAGCUUGCUGGCUUCUGUGUACCCAGGCAGUGCACAGGAACUGGGCAGAAAAUCCUGUUAGGGAUUUGGACACCUAUACGUUUUGCGAGGCAGAGCUCAAGUCCCUUUGCUGUAGGUUCUUAUGCAGCAUGGCCUCAAAUUAGUCUUGCUACUAUAAAAAGCUAAUUCCGUUGCUGGUCAUCUUUAUACCUUCUGGUUCCGGCAGCAGCUCUGCUUAGCUUCUUCCUAGGCUGCUACUGCUUACAGACGCACAGCAUUGUAAAGCCACAGCUCCCUCUCCUGGUUUGCAGGCACUUUGCCGUGAAGAGCCUGGCUAUCUGGUUCUCUAUGGCCCAUCCGGAAGGGUUUAGAUGAUAGCUGUCUGAGAACUAUUCUGCAAUUCACCUUAAUCAGAAUCAGGACUAUGUUCCUACCUACUUCUGCUCUGCCAAAGCAGCUUUGAUGCGCUUUAAUCUCACUUCUUUAGGAUGGAUCAGGUCCUCUGUCUUGCUCUGCCUUUGAGGCCAGAUGACAGGUUAGAUUAGGACAUGUGCAUGCUCCUCCCAAAUUCUAUUCAUCUUCAAAGCCUUAGCUUUACCUGUAGUAUAUGUAAAUCCAUCUCUCUGAUCUCUCCAUGCCCUAAGCUGCUGUGGAUUUCUGCUCUGCAGCACUUUCCUCUCAAUGUUUAAAAUAAAGCUUGUGUCUAGGUUUCAGCUCAAUUUACAAGGGUUACUUGACUUUGACCGGCACAGCCCACUUUUGCUUCCUAUCCUCUUUACCUGGGCAAACUCAAGGCUGCUGCUGCUGAGUUUAUGGGCAUGACAACAUUUUGCACCUUCCAGGGGGAGCUGACAAUUCAAAUGAGGAAAACCAAACAACAGGACCCCUUCCAGAAGCAGGCUUCCGGCUGUACUGUUGUUUCAUGAAGAACGGAACCAGUCCUUAGUGGGUUCAUUUUUCUAACAUUUUGUGAAGACUGCUAGUGUCUCCAACUGCACACAAUUAAGACCUU
Messenger RNA from Alligator sinensis (Chinese alligator), 3816 nucleotides. It is a transcript of the gene CNOT8, whose product is annotated as CCR4-NOT transcription complex subunit 8. The record is from RefSeq and is a predicted model, not a curated record. NCBI's taxonomy places the organism in Eukaryota, Metazoa, Chordata, Crocodylia, Alligatoridae. Gene Ontology annotation, cellular component: CCR4-NOT core complex; P-body; CCR4-NOT complex. The coding region runs from base 276 to 1154 and encodes 292 amino acids. The transcript is spliced from 7 exons. Gene Ontology annotation, molecular function: nucleic acid binding; poly(A)-specific ribonuclease activity.